Phaedon cochleariae (mustard beetle) is the source of this 3983-nucleotide messenger RNA. NCBI's taxonomy places the organism in Eukaryota, Metazoa, Arthropoda, Insecta, Coleoptera, Chrysomelidae. The record is from the annotation of a GenBank genome assembly.
CGAAUGUUUCGUUGAUGCGAAUAGCAACUUCUGUUCGAGAAACAAUUGUUUUUGUUUGAGUGAAUUUACCAAUGCUGCUUUUAUGCUGAUAUGAUCAUGGACCUUCCACAGAUAAUGCGGAUUGGCUAUGGAAUAGUUAUAGGAAUAUUCAUACUCAUGAUGUGGAUUUCUAUGAUAGAAACGAAAGAAACAGAAUCCGUGCAGUAUCCACCAUGUUUCUUCAAUAGUUUGUGUAGUUGCUCCAAAUCUAUACCUGAUCUGGGAAUUGUUAGAUGUCAGAAUGUGCACUUGCCAAGGAUACCAGAAACUGUAAACAUCUCGAAAGUUUUCAUGCUGCACCUAGAAAACAAUCAGCUACGAACGAUUGAUCCAUUCUUCUUACAAAGUACAGGUUUAUAUAAGAUAGUUAUCAGUCGAAAUCCUCUUUCAACCAUACCAGACGAAGCUCUAAUCGGACUGGAAAGAUCAUUGUGGGAAAUAGAAAUGAGCCAUUGUGAUCUCACCGUAGUCCCCAAUAGGGCAAUUCGAUAUCUACAAAAACUUAGACGUCUGGAUUUAACAGGUAAUGACAUCAGCAACAUCUCUCCUGAAAACUGGCGGGGCAUAGAAAGUUCUCUCCAAACUCUUAUACUAGCUGAUAAUUACAUCAGUUUCAUACCAACCGAUUCGUUCUCGAGUAUGAUGAAUCUGGAAACAAUCGACCUCAGUGGAAAUAAUCUGAGGGAAAUUGAUUCUUCUGUUUUUCGAGAUGGCAUGGGAAAACUCGCUAAUCUAUUAUUGGGCGAUAAUCAGUUAACUGCUAUACCUUACCAGGCACUGCAACCCCUGAGAAUAUUGAAAACGCUCGAUUUGAGCUACAAUGUAAUAAAUAAGAUGGAACCAGCUACUGAGCCAGGUGUCGAUAUCAACUUGAAUUAUCAAUUGAGUCUAGAUGAAUUGAGAUUGGAUUAUAAUCAAUUGAAUAUAUUGUUGCCCGUUUCAUUCAAGUAUUUCAAUGUCUUGAAUAAAACAUAUCUUGAUGGGAAUCGUCUGUUCAGCAUUGAGGAAAAUGCAUUCAGACAAGCUAGUAUCAAGGAACUCUACCUGAGGAAUUGUGGUUUGACAGAGAUGUCUCCAAGUGCGUUUGAUGGAUUGGAAAAUUCAUUGGAAACAUUAGACCUAUCUGGAAAUAACAUAUCAUUUCUACCACAUGUCGUAUUGAGUCGAUUCGGAUCUUUGCGAACUUUGUCACUGAGUGAUAAUGCUCUACCGAAUCUGGAUGCGACCGAAAUAUUCAGUGGGUUCUUGAAUUCUCUAUAUAAGCUGGACUUGAGUGGAAUUGAUAAUGGACCAAUUAACUUACAAGAUAUAAGAAGGUUGAGGAAUUUACGAACUCUCUCUCUAUCAAGACUGUCACAGCCUUCAAUAACUCCAGAGGACUUUUUGGGAUUUGGCAUAGAUCUGGAAGGGCUUCAAAUUACUUUUGCCAAACUACAGAUCAUCAAGAACAAUGCAUUCAAAUACGUUCAUGCUCUGAAAUCUAUUGAUUUAUCAGAAAAUAAUAUUGAUACAAUCGAAAAUCAUGCGUUUGCUGAUAUUGGGCAUUCCCUCACACACCUGAAAUUAUCCCAUGCUCUUUCAUCAUCAUUCUCUAAUGUACCGAUAGAUGCCAUCAGUGUUUUAUCAAACAUCAAAGAGCUUGAUCUGAGUAAUAACAGACUGAAGAUAAUGCCUGAAACGUCUUUCCACUUUCUUCGGAACUUGAGGAAACUCGAGCUUCAAGAUAACAUUAUUGAAAUCAUCCAUAAAGGUACAUUUCAGGGUGAUAUACAUACAGAAUUGAUGGAGAUCCAUCUAUCGUUCAAUAAUAUACGAUCUAUAACUCAGCAUUCCUUCGUGAAUCUCCCCAAUCUGGAGCAGCUUAAUUUGGAUGACAACAGUAUCGAAUCACUCGAAAGAAGAUCGUUCAUGAAUUUGGAACAAAUAAAACGACUUAAUUUGAGAGGCAAUAAGAUAUCCAUUGUACCAUUCGAAACAUUUCAGAAUCUGCCACAGUUAGAAGAUCUGGAUAUAUCUUAUAAUCAACUGAGGAGUUUUGAUUUUGGCAUGUUCGACCAAGUAGGGACAUUAUCCAUAUUCAGUGUCAACAUCAGUCACAAUAACCUCGGAGAUCUCUUGGUGAAUUUACCGAUAGCUUCUGAAUCUGCAGGUAUCAAUGGUAUCCAUUCCAGCAUAAAAAGUCUCGACUUGUCUUUCAAUAACAUCACAUCGAUAUCCAAACAGUUCUUCAGACCAGUUGAGCUUUCUUUGACACAUUUAUAUUUGUCCCACAAUAACAUCAUGAAUGCGACCAAAGAUGUUUUUGGUAACAUGAGGCAUCUACAGUUGUUGGAUAUUUCUUAUAAUGGAAUGUACGAAUUGGAUUUUGACAUGUUCAGGAAUACCAAGAAGGUGCAAGUUUUACGUGCAUCACAUAACAACAUUGCUGAUGUUCCAAAUGAUUUAUUCCGCUUUUUGACCAAUCUCAGGAUAGUCGACCUCUCACAUAACAGGUUGCGAUCUCUUUCUGAUAACCUAUUCAGAGAGGAGGGUCUUGAAAGACUGGACAUAUCUCAUAAUUUCUUGAGCAAAUUACCAUUGUCCAGCAUGACAGUUGCAACUGCUAUGACUCUUUGCGAACUGGAUUUGUCAUGGAACAGCAUUUCUUCCUUAUCUCAUGGAGGAUUGAUUACAAGAUUCAAGAGAUUGAUGUAUCUAGAUUUGUCCUACAACAGAUUAGCUCAAAUAGAUGCUGGUGUAUUCAGAGCACUUCCAAGAUUAUCUAGCCUUGAUUUGAGUCACAAUAGCCAAUUAGCAUUGGAGCCAAAUGGUUUGAGUUUCCAAGGAUUGGAAUAUUCGUUGCUCCACUUGAAGUUGAAUAAUGUUUCCUUAACUAUGGUUCCAACAUUACCGACACCAAAUCUGGUAUCCUUAUCGUUAUCUCACAAUUUCUUGCCGAGUGUUCCUCCAGAAAUGGCAACGAAUAUGACUAAUUUGCGAAGGCUUGAUUUGGAUUUCAAUGAUUUGACUGCAGUUCCGAUUGUCACUCACUCUUUAGUGAAAUUGCGUUAUCUUUCGAUGGUAGCCAAUUCUAUAACAUAUUUGAGCAAUACAAGUCUUCUUGGAGUCGCUGAUCAUAUUGUUGAGUUGGAUAUCAGGAAAAUGGAUCUCACAAAUCUAGAGGCUGGAGCAUUCUGUAAGAUGUUUUCGUUGAAAUUACUGAGACUCAACUACUAUGAAAAUCUGAAAAAUUUCAAUAUCCCAACCCUUCUUCAGUAUAACAUUGGACUGAAAGAAUUGGAUCUCAAUAUUGAUGCGCCUACUGAUAAUGAUUUGAAUAAAGUAAUGGCAGGAAUAUUUCCACCGAAAUUGAAAACUUUAACGUUUACAGGAAUCGGAUUGAAAACACUCGGAACAAAUAUUCUACAGGGUGUGAGGAGUCCUGUUCUUUUUUUUGGUAUUCACAAUACGAGUAUUCUCAGGGUUCCCACAGAUGUAUUCGUGAAUCUUGAAUAUGCUUCUAAUUUGACCAUCGAUAUCAGAGGUAAUUCGAUUCAGACAUUUCAGAAUCCUUCGAGAGGAUUGAAACCCAAUUUGCAUAAGAAAACAUUCUUGAUGGAUGUGAAAAUAUCUGGAAACAAGUUGAUAUGUGAUUGUGAUUUGGGGUGGAUAGAGGUAUGGUUGAGGAAACGUCGACAAUACGUAUGUGGAGACAGUCCAAGUGCUUCAUCGUCUUUCAAUGAACACGAAUAUGAAUGCAGACAUGUGAAUGAUGAUAUGAGAACUGCCAUAUGCCAAAAUAAAAAUAAUGAUUCUGUUAUAGACGUUCUGAAAUCAGAAAUUGAAUGUGGUUGGAGCUCUUCAAAGACUCUGAGUCCAUCAGAGAAACUUAUUAUUACCAUUUUGUUGAUGUGCAUAUAUUUUUUGUAGACGACCCAGAAUCAAUAAAUUAUUAAUAAACUUGU